Molecule: messenger RNA, 1416 nt
Organism: Penicillium chermesinum
Lineage: Eukaryota; Fungi; Ascomycota; Eurotiomycetes; Eurotiales; Aspergillaceae
Exons: 2
Coding region: 1-1416 (471 amino acids)
Biological process (GO): pentose-phosphate shunt, oxidative branch; pentose-phosphate shunt
Cellular component (GO): cytosol
Molecular function (GO): phosphogluconate dehydrogenase (decarboxylating) activity; NADP binding
Source: RefSeq, a predicted model, not a curated record
AUGCCGUCUCCAACCAAAGAGGAGAUACUGCACCAAUGGCCUUGCAUCGGCAUUGUUGGUGCUGGUAGCAUGGGUUCCCAAAUGGCGGUCGCUUUUGCUGAAAUAGGCCUUCAUGUAUCUAUCUGGGAUGUCAAUGAACAGAAUGUCGACAGUGUCGCAGAAUUGGUCCGCACGAACAGCGUCAAAGGCCAAAUUAGCACCUUCCAUGAAAUUGACCCAUUCGUGGAAAGUGUCCAGAAGGAAAACAGCGGCAAAUUAUUCCUGUUCUCCAUUUCUCACGGUGACCCAGCAGAUUCUGUCCUGGGUAUGAUAAAGGAGAAACUCGGCAAGGGAGAUAUCAUUCUGGACGGAGGUAACGAGCACUACCGUCGCACACAGCGAAGGCAAAAGGAAUGCGCAAAGCUCGGUGUUCAUUGGAUAGGCAUGGGCGUGUCGGGAGGUUAUCAAGCUGCUCGCCGGGGCCCGAGUCUUUCCCCCGGCGGAGAUGCAGGCGCAUUGGAGAAAGUAAUGCCUCUGCUGAGGCUCUAUGCAGCGAAGGACCUCCAUGGAAAGCCGUGCGUAACUCGCAUUGGGCCUGAUGGCGCCGGACAUUAUGUGAAGAUGGUGCACAAUUCAAUCGAAGGAGGGAUGCUCUCAGCGCUCGCAGAAGCCUGGUCUUUUCUGACCCAGGGUCUGGGGCUGAACUACGAAGAUAUUGCAAAUAUUUUCGAGCGAUGGAAUACCUCCGGAGAGCUGCAUGGUAAUUAUCUUCUAGAGAUAGCCGUCGACAUGCUCCGCACCAAAAAGUCAGUCAACGGCAAACCUCAUUAUAUCCUUGAUGAAGUCCUCGACAAAGUUGUCCAAGAUGAUGAUGAUACCGAAGGAACUCCUCACUGGGCAAUCGAAGAAUCCGCAGCUCGUCAUGUCUCGAGCCCCACGCUAGCUGCCGCCCAUUACUUGCGUGUCGCCAGUGGUAACCGCGCGGAGAGGCUCGAGGGCUUGGAACUGAUCCAGCGAGCGUCAGAUGACGAAAAUUGGGACAUUGAUCUAACCGAAUGUCUCCGCAUUUGGCGUGGCGGGUGCAUCAUUCGAUCUGACGGCAUAGCAGAUCUUAUCGAACCGAUUGUCUCGAGCAAAAAGGGCUGGAGUAACCUGAAACAUGCCCCUCAGAUUGCUCGGGAGUUAUCUCGAACGUAUAAUCCGCUGAAGACCAUCGUUCUCAAGGGAGUCCUGCACGAUCAAUACUUGCCUGCAAUUUCGGCAACCUUGGAAUAUCUGAAGUAUGUGCAUGGCACGAGAUUACCCACACAGUUUAUGGAGGGCCAGAUGGACUUCUUCGGAUCUCACGGGUACAACAAGCCUGGUGUGCCGGGUGAGGAUCCGGGGCCUGUUGCCAAAGGCCCUCAUCACUACGAGUGGCGGCCAGCGGACGCAUAA